This is a messenger RNA of Vigna radiata var. radiata (mung bean), 2568 nucleotides long. Its product is annotated as probable leucine-rich repeat receptor-like protein kinase At1g35710. Gene Ontology annotation, molecular function: protein binding. Bases 46 to 2466 code for a protein of 806 amino acids. The transcript has 3 exons. The record is from RefSeq and is a predicted model, not a curated record. NCBI's taxonomy places the organism in Eukaryota, Viridiplantae, Streptophyta, Magnoliopsida, Fabales, Fabaceae.
UAGUUUUGAUACUCAAAGAAUUAUAUCCAUUAGUUUUUGUGUGUGAUGAUAGCACCCACAACAACCUCAAUGAAGAAUCCAGUUGGUUUUUUAAGAUUGAUGAUGAUGUUUGUGUUGUGUGUGGUGUCGGAGGUUAUUAAUGGUGAAGAGGAGAUUAGAUGCAUUCCAGAGGAGAGGGAAGCACUCCUCCAAUUCAAGGCUGCCAUUGUCGAUCACAACGGCAUGCUCUCAUCUUGGACCACUCCUAACUACUGCCAAUGGGAGGGGAUUCGCUGCAGCAACCUCACCUCCCAUAUUAUAAGCCUCGACCUUCAUGGAGAUGGAGAUGAACGUUAUAUGAGCGGAGAGAUCCACAAGUCGUUGAUGGAGUUGUCACAAUUACAGUAUUUGAACCUCAGUCAUAAUUAUUUUCCAGACACUCACAUCCCAGAGUUUCUUGCUUCUCUCAAAAACUUGAAAUACCUUGAUCUUUCAUCAUCUCAGUUUGAAGGAAAAAUUCCAACACAACUUGGAUCUCUUUCUCAUUUGAAAUACUUAAAUCUCGCAGAUAAUUAUUUGGAGGGUGCAAUCCCUUAUCAGUUUGGAAAUCUCUCCCAAUUGCAACAUCUUGAACUCAGUGACAAUCUUUUAGAAGGAAAUAUACCAUCUCAACUUGGAAAUCUCUCCCAAUUGCAUCAGCUCUAUCUUCAACAUUUGUAUAAUCUCAAAAUUAGUGACGGAGGUCAGUGGCUCUCAAAUCUUAUUUCUUUAACCCAUCUUUACUUGGAUUCUCUAUCAAAUCUUAAUCAUUCUCAUAUUUGGUCGCAAGUGAUUGCGAAGCUACCUCAACUAAGAGAACUAAGUUUAGUUGAUUGUAGCCUUUCCGAUCAUUUCAUUCUGUCAUCCAAACAUUCUAAGUUCAAUUUCUCUACUUCCCUCUCUGUCUUUGAUCUUUCUGGGAACACCUUCACAUCAGCAGUGAUAUUCCAAUGGGUGUCAAACAUUACUUCCAACCUUGUUCACCUUGACCUUAGUGAUAACAAUUUGACUGAAGACCUUCCCUCCAUUCUCGGUAAUUUGUCCAGAGGAUGCGUUAGACACUCAUUGCAAGAAUUGGAUUUGAGUGCUAAUUACAUCACUGGAACUUUGUCUGACAUUUCAGUAUUCUCCUCUUUGAAAUCAUUGUUUCUUGGUGCAAAUGAGUUAAGUGGAAGGAUACCUGAAGGUGUGAAGUUACCAUCCACUUUGGAGGAUUUGUUAGUUUGGUCAAAUUCAUUAGAAGGUGGAAUUCCAAAAUCAUUUGGCAAUGCAUGUUUUUUGUUAUCAUUGGACAUCUCUAAUAAUAGCUUGAGUGAUGAGCUUCCAAUGAUAAUUUCUCACUUGUCUGGAUGUGCUAGAUAUUCAUUGCAAGUAUUAUAUCUACAUGAUAAUCAAAUCAAUGGCACACUACCUGACUUCUCAACAUUCACAUCUUUAGGAAAAUUAUAUCUUCACAACAAUAAGCUAAAUGGAGAGAUUCAUAAAGACAUUCAAUUUCCACCUAAAUUGGAGGACCUCUACAUCUAUUCAAACUCUUUAAAGGGUGUGCUGACUGACUACCACUUUGCUAAUAUGUCUAUGUUACAGAAUUUGGAUUUAUCUGACAACUCAUUGGGUUUGGCAUUUACUCAAAACUGGGUUCCACAUUUUCAACUGCUAUUUAUAAACUUGAGAUCUUGUCAGCUAGGUCCAACAUUUCCCAUGUGGUUGCAGACACAAAAUAAAUUUGUCGAUAUUGACAUUUCAAAUGCUACAAUAUCAGGUAUUAUUCCUGAAUGGUUUUGGGCUAAAUUAUCUCUACAAAGAGUGAUGACAAUGAAUAUUUCGUACAACAGUCUACAAGGUUUGUCACUUUUAAAAGUCAUUGAUCUCUCAAGCAAUCAUUUCUCAGAAGAAAUUCCUACAGAAAUAGAGAAAUUAGCUGGACUGAUUUCGUUGAACUUAUCAAGAAACAAUUUGAUUGGAAAAAUUCCUUCAAACAUUGGAAAUAUGACAUCACUUGAAUCUCUUGAUUUAUCAAGAAACCGACUUGUUGGUUCAAUUCCUCUAAGUCUUGCUCAAAUUUAUGGACUUGGUGUGCUAGAUUUGUCUCAAAACCAUCUUAGUGGAAAAAUUCCUACAAGCACACAAUUACAAAGUUUCCAUCAAUCUAGUUAUGAAGAUAAUCUUGAUCUUUGUGGACCACCACUUGAAAAAUUGUGUAUUGAUGGGAAGCCAACACAAAAUCCAAAUGCUAAUGUUUAUAAAGAUGAAUAUCCAUUUUUCAAUAAUGAGUUUUUCAUAAGUAUGGGAAUUGGAUUUGCUCUAAGUUUUUGGACGGUGAUUGGCUCAAUCUUAUUCAAACGUUCUUGGCAGCGGUCUUAUUUCAACUUCUUGAACAACUUAGAAGACAAUGUUCAUGUCAAAAUAGCAAUCUUUGUUAGAGUAAUUAACCGGGACAAAGAUUAACAGGCACUUGAAACCCAUCCUCUUGCACGACUCCACCUUUGAGCUUCUUAUGCUUGGUCAAUGCAAUGGUUUCACUAAAUUAUAAACGUCAUUAAGCAUUGU